AUGAACAAGAUCUUCUUCCUCAUCGUCUUUAUGGCUUGCGUCUGCCUGUACGCUGAAGCCCAACUGACGUUCACAUCCAGUUGGGGUGGCAAACGAAGCGGUGUUGCUCCAAUGUCAUGCAAGAACGAAGAAGCAGUGGCUACUAUCUUCAAGCUGAUCCAAAACGAAGCUGAAAGAUUCAUCAUUUGCCAACAAAAGCCCUGA
This is a messenger RNA of Spodoptera exigua (beet armyworm), 204 nucleotides long. NCBI's taxonomy places the organism in Eukaryota, Metazoa, Arthropoda, Insecta, Lepidoptera, Noctuidae. The record is from the annotation of a GenBank genome assembly.